AUGUUGAGGAGAAUCAGUGAGAUCUCGGGCUCAGUUGUCCCAAAAGGAGGACAUUCACGACAAGCUUCACGAAAUGCUAAUGAGAUGGCAGUGAGUCCCAAGGUAUCGCCAGCAGUGGCAUAUGAAGAUCAGUCGGGACCAGACACAAAGCGAAGGGUUUAUAUGAAUGUGCCCUCUCGACCACCAUAUUCGCAAACAUUCCACGUGGGAAACCAGAUCCGAACCUCAAAAUAUACUUUAUUGACGUUUAUACCGAAAAAUGCUCUGGAGCAGCUCCGAUCUGUCGCAAACUUUUACUUUAUAUCACUUGUCAUUCUUCAGCUAUUUGAUCCCUUCAAAAAUGUCGAUUUUGGACUCACUGCUGCUCCGAUUUUGUUUAUUUUGGGUGUGACGGCACUCAAGGACGCUUUUGAAGAUUAUAAACGUCAUGAAGCUGAUACUAGAGCAAACAAUACUAGAACGUAUCUCCUUGCCAACUGGCGAAACACAAACCCAUCACCUGAAACUGUACCAUUUCAAUUUAUCAUGAUCUUUAGCUACAUUUCCAAUAGAAUCGACCUCAUGUUUGGCGCCCUGGCCCGGAUACUAGGAAAACUGAUACAAUGGAAUAAAAAAUCUCCAGCAGAUGCCAUAUCACGAGAUUUCCCUCUACAUAUAGGCUUUUCCGACUAUCCGAAAUGUGCUGGUGACGUGGCACCUCCAGACGAGGUGCAUCUAGACGGUGAAGAGUCGGAUGUAAAUUCACAUGUAACUCAUACAAAUUCAGCUACCCAACAAUCUGAGAGGUCACCAAUCUUGGAUGUGACUGAUCCUAUAUGGAAGCUCAACUUGUGGGAUGCUGUUAAAGUAGGCGAUUGGGUCUUCAUUCGUGAGAAUGAUCCUAUUCCCGCUGAUAUCGUCGUCGUAUCUACAUCCGAGCCAGAUAACGUAUGUUAUGUCGAAACGAAGAACUUGGAUGGUGAAACCAAUCUCAAAAUUCGUAGAGGCAUUACCCAACUCGCAUCUGUUAAAACACCAGCCCAAUGUGCCAAAGUCAAUAUCAUUAUAGAUUCUGAAUUACCAUCAGCCAACCUGUAUACAUAUAGUGGUGUCGCAAUCCUCAACCCAAAACCAGAUGGUUUACGGCCCUCGCCUGAAGAAAUGGAACGAGGUGUGGGCAAGCUGGUGCCCAUCAGCCCUGUAGGCAUCCUGCUACGUGGAUGUAUAUUGAGGAAUACUGGAUGGGUUAUUGGUAUUGUGAUUUAUACAGGAGUUGAUACGAAAGUCAUGUUGAAUUCAGGAGAAACACCAUCUAAACGAUCCAAGAUACAAAGAAGUCUGAACCCAUUGAUUGUACUAAAUUUUGUUAUUUUGGUGGCUCUGUGUCUGAUUAAUGCUUGUGCGGCAGCCUUCUACUUGGCUGCUUAUCGGAAUGAAGGAGCACUGUGGAAUUUAGGAGAUCCGAAUUCCACACUUACCCAAUCAAUCUUGGAUUUUUUCGUUGCCAUGAUUAUCUAUCAAAACAUUAUACCGAUCGCACUAUAUAUAUCGGUUGAGGUGGCUAAGACAAUUCAGUCUGUAUUCAUAUAUUGGGAUGAUGACAUGUAUGAUCGAGAAUCUGACAAACAUGUGGUACCUCAAACAUAUAAUCUCUGUGACGAUCUGGGUCAAAUCGAGUAUAUCUUCUCCGACAAGACCGGUACUCUCACAGCCAACGUGAUGGAAUUCCGGAUGUGCUCUAUAAAUGGAAUAGUUUAUGGUGAUGGUUACAUAACAGAAGCCAAAAUGGGUGCCAUGCAACGUGAAGGUCUCACCGACUUUGAUAAGCCUGCUAUAUUAGCCAAACUGGCUCAGCAAGAACAGCAGAUGAGAUCGACUCUGAAAAAGGACUUGAAGGGCCAUUAUGUGGAUAAUGGCCGAUUAUCCUUUGUUGAUAUGAGUCUAGUCAAGGACCUAUUAGAAGAAGGAGAACAGGCUAGAGCGAUUAGAGAAUUCUUUAUUCUCCUGGCAUGCUGUCAUACGGUGCUAGUUGAUAUCCCACGAGACUCGCCUGAGAAGCUUAUAUAUAAGGCCCAGUCGCCUGAUGAAGCAGCGCUGGUAGCUGCUGCCAGAGAUGUUGGUGUUGCUUUUAAACGACGAGCACAGAAUUCCAUUAGCAUAGAAGUCUAUGGUGAAGAAAGAACGUAUUCUGUACUGAAUGUACUGGAAUUCGAUUCAGAUCGGAAACGUAUGAGCGUAGUCCUUCGAGAUUCGGAGGGACAUAUAGUGUUGUUAUGUAAAGGUGCCGACUCGGUCAUCUACGAACGACUGGUGACUGGCACCGACCAAGCACUCUCCGAAAAGACUUCGUCAGAUUUAGAAUCGUUUGCUAAUGACGGCUUACGGACACUGUGUCUCGCAUGGCGCAUUAUACCCGAAGAGCAGUAUUUCGCAUGGGCUGAUACAUAUAGUGCUGCUCAAAAUCAGAUAGUGAAUCGAGAUAAAGCUGUGGCUGCUGCCGCUGAGACUAUAGAACGUGAACUGAUACUGCUUGGAGCAACCGCCAUUGAAGAUAAACUGCAAGAUGGUGUACCUGAAUGUAUAGCAACUCUAGCUCAAGCUGGUAUAAAGAUAUGGGUUUUGACUGGUGAUAAAGUUGAAACUGCCAUCAAUAUUGGAUUUGCUUGUAAUCUACUGACUCGAACCAUGGUGCUGAUUGUGGUGCGAGCUACUACGCCAAAUGGUACUGCUGAUCAACUCAAGUCUGCUCUGAAUCGGUUUUGGGAUGAGAAUGGAAAGGCUAUUGAGGGUGAUACUCAUGCUUUGAUUAUUGAUGGCGAGUCACUCAAGUUUGCUCUGGAAGGAAGCAGUCGAGAACUUCUUUUGGAAUUGGGUUGUCGAUGUAAAGCUGUAGUCUGUGCUCGUGUUAGUCCAUUGCAGAAGGCACGAGUUGUUGAGCUUGUUCGCAAAGGCUUGAAUGCACUCACCUUGGCUAUUGGUGAUGGAGCCAAUGAUGUCUCUAUGAUCCAAGAAGCAGAAGUCGGUGUUGGAAUUUCUGGCAAAGAAGGUCUACAAGCUGUCAUGGCUGCUGAUUAUGCUAUACCGCAAUUCCGGUUUUUGGCAAGAUUGCUAUUGGUCCAUGGGAAAUGGGCAUAUGUGAGAACGGCUGGUCUGAUCUUCAACUACUUUUAUAAGAACGUACUGUGGCUGUUCAUCUUGUUUUGGUAUCAAUUCCAGUCAGGAUUCGCAGCGGAUGUAAUUCCUGACUUUACAUAUGGACAAUUCUUUAAUACCUUCUUCACUCUGCUACCUAACAUUUUUAUUGGCACAUUCGACCAAGAUCUCAAUGAUGAAACCUCAAUCAAACUACCUGAAAUCUAUCAAAAGGGUAUUCGAAAUGACCUCUUCACCAACGAACAAGUAUGGAUUUAUAUUGCUGAUGGUAUAUAUCAAUCCGUCGUUAUCUACUUUGGUGUGACGCUUGCAUACGCAACCGACACUGACCCAAAUGGUCUGACUUGGAACAAAGAUGCCAUGGGUACAGUCAUUGCAUGGACUGCUAUUCUAACAGUCAACGUAUAUAUUGCUAUGGGAACUUAUUCAUGGAACUGGCUAGCAGUGUUUGCCAUAAUUGCUACAGUAGCCGUAUGGAUUAUCUAUGUCCUCACGUAUGCAGCAAGUAUGGCCAAUCCCACAUAUGGUGAAAUACCGGUUCUCUAUAAACAGGCAGCCUAUUACUUUGUCAUGAUAUUAGUAAUAGUGACGGCAUCUCUGCCACGAUUCAUUGCAGCUGCAGCUCGAGCCAUGUUUUGGCCAACUGAUACCGAUAUAGUACGCGAGAUGCAAAAGUACAACUUGUCUUCUGAAGAAAAGGUAGCUGCCAAGGCUGGUGAAGCUGCUAUUAACGGUGAUCCAAAACCAGGACCGAAUGAUGACCCGCCGCAAUAUGCCAAGUGGAAUGUACGAGCACCAUUAUUUGGACUAUUUGGACCACAUAGUCAUGAUACACAUCAGCACGAAGCAGUGCCUAGUUCAGAGACCAUACCAGCUAUAGUCAUAAGCGAAGAUAGCAUACCCAUGAAGGCUGUACCCGAUCACCCAGCAACGCAAUCAACAUCGGGUAGAUCGUCGGAAGGAAAGGAGCAAAAGCCAUCAACGCCACCAUCGCCUAAACAUCCACAUCACCCACCACACCAUCUUCCUCAUCUCAGAAUAGCAACUGACCCCGUUAAUAAUACCAAUAAUAACUCUGACGAUAAUCGUGGUCGUGGUAAAGGAGACCGCGCCAGCUCAACCAAUCGUAGAACUUCCUUCCAACUAGCUUCACUGCCAGCUCGAUUAGUGGGAGAGUUUGUACGAUCUGUACCACGACGCUUACGAGCUGUGAGCUCGAAUCAUCCCGUAUUACAUACACCACAACGAUCAAUAGGUACUAUAGUAUAUAUGGAGGAUGAAGGAGCAGGGAGAACACCCAACACUGGAUUCUCCUUUUCUCACGAAAGUGGGAUGGAGGGUGUCGUCUCGCCACGUGUCUCGGUUACUAGUAUGAGAAGGAGAGGCCCGCCGCCACCUCAUCAUGAUCGACUCACAUUGGGAGAGUCGUUGAGGAAAUCGCUGCACUUUAUUCCAAGGACGAGGAAUAGUUCUAGAGAGCCUAUAGGUGGUCCGUCAGUACAAGCAACUGCAAGCAGCCAUGGAGACAUAUCGACUGCCACUAUACCACACUCUGCGUCUCAUGAAUCCAUUAAAAUGAAUAGAGAACGACGUGGUUCAUCUGGAAAACCACGCGGAACGACCCUUCCAUUCUUGCAUGCCUUGAGCAACAGUAGCUCCAAUACUAGCAGUACCAGUCACAGUCACAAUAGCAACUCUGAACCACAUCUACACAUCCAAAAUCCAGCUCUAUUUGGACCACAAUUAUCGACUGUAACGGAUUCCUCAGAUAUGGGGAAUACUUCUAGGGCUUCGUCGUCGACGAAGCAACCUGAUGCCGCAAGACAACCCAACCCUUCAGUAUGA
Molecule: messenger RNA, 4977 nt
Organism: Synchytrium microbalum
Lineage: Eukaryota; Fungi; Chytridiomycota; Chytridiomycetes; Synchytriales; Synchytriaceae
Exons: 6
Coding region: 1-4977 (1658 amino acids)
Biological process (GO): phospholipid translocation
Cellular component (GO): plasma membrane
Molecular function (GO): magnesium ion binding; ATP hydrolysis activity; ATP binding
Source: RefSeq, a predicted model, not a curated record